This is a messenger RNA of Cornus florida, 2215 nucleotides long. RefSeq names its product tRNA (guanine(37)-N1)-methyltransferase 2-like. Gene Ontology annotation, biological process: tRNA N1-guanine methylation. The record is from RefSeq and is a predicted model, not a curated record. NCBI's taxonomy places the organism in Eukaryota, Viridiplantae, Streptophyta, Magnoliopsida, Cornales, Cornaceae. The coding region runs from base 442 to 2022 and encodes 526 amino acids. The transcript is spliced from 14 exons. Gene Ontology annotation, cellular component: cytoplasm.
UCUUUAAAUCAGUUUGUGUUAUUGGUUAAAAAGAAAAAAAAAUGAUUCUUUCUGAAUAUUCCAUUGUUAUUGUUACAUUGUGAUAUCGGUUUUUUAUGGUUGAUUUAAUUGUUCUUUAACUUAGAAUCAACUAGAAAAAAUCCUGAAUGAAUUAAUAUUAACAGAAAUUGCAAUUAAACAGUUAAACGAUGCGUUUUAGAGUUCAGUCAGGUUUUCAUUACUAGCUAUCGCAAUCAUUUCAGCAAUUUCAAUUGUCCCUUUACAUACAUACACAUACAUAUACACUUGCUAGGGUUUUUCUGUAUCCCAACCUACUGAAACUGUAUCAACCAAAUUCUCGGUCUAUUUUGCAUUUCUUUACAUUCAACUUCAAUCAGGUUGUAUGAGCUUGGAAAUCAAUCAAGUUAGUUCCUUUUGAAACGCUGUUUGAGCUUGGAAAUUAUGGGUUCCAUUACUGGUGAGAUUAACUUUACAAAAAGUGCAAUGUUGGAUGAAAGCAAGUUUGAUGAGCAUCUUAAAUUGUGGGCACUUCGAAUUCCUCGCGAACAUUGCCAGGUUUCCACUCGGAUAUUGAAAGGAUACUUGCUUGACAGACCCCACAUCAAACCUAUUGCUGAAGAUCCAACAUGUGAAAAAAAUCGUUUUCUAAUAUUAUCUGAAAAGGUUCAAAAUACUGAUUUAUCAGAUAUUCCAGGCCAAAAACUUGAUGAAUUAGAAGCACUAUGCAAGAUCGAAGUAGUUCCACAUUCCUUGACUCUUGGAUAUUCCUGUUGGGGUGCAGACCACGUGUUGAAGCAGAUUCUUCCUUCUGGAGUUGAGGUACCUUCAUCUUUUGAAACAAUCACCUUCUUUUAUUGUCACAUUGCCCAUCUAAAUAUUACCGAUGAAUUGCUUCCUUACAAGGAUGUUAUUGCGAAGGUUAUUUAUGAUAAAAAUCAUCCCAGAAUCAAAACAGUUUUUAAUAAGGUUGGAAAUAUUACUAAUGAGUUCUGUGUGCCAAAGUUCGAAAUCCUGGCUGGAAAAGAUGAUAUGAUCACAGAAGUGAAGCAAUACAGGGCAACUUUCAAGCUUGACUACAGCUUGGUCUAUUGGAAUUCAAGAUUGGAACAUGAACAUAGAAGGCUGGUUUCUCAGUUCCGAGCAGGGGAGACCAUUUGUGAUAUGUUUGCUGGCAUCGGUCCAUUUACUAUUUCAGCAGCACAGAAAGGAUGCCUAGUGUAUGCAAAUGACUUAAAUCCCGACAGCGUUCGUUUUUUGAAGAUUAAUGCAGAAAUUAACAAUGUUAAUGAUCGUGUUUGUGCAUAUAAUAUGGAUGCGAGGAAAUUCAUUUCUCAAUUGAUUUCAGUGCCUGCUUCUGAGACUAAUCCAGAAUUGAAGGUUCCUGUUCUCAAAGCUAGUGAGAAUUGCACCGUACAGUCAAAUGACGAUACAAAGUCCGAGGACAUAAAGCCUGCAGGUGAGGCAGAAGAAAUAACAGGUAACAGUUUAAGCGAUCUGGAGGGUGUUGAAGGCUCGUGUAUGAAUGUGGAUGCAAGGGCAACUGCAGUCAAAAGAUGUUCCAGAAGUUGUCAGGAAGUUUCUGCUGGAGAAGUUAGACGAGCUAAUGGAGCUGUUGUUUGUGUAGCUGGUAGGGUAAAAGGAGGCACAAUUAAGCAAAUGAGAGGCUUCGAAGCAUUUGAUGCUAGGCUUUGGGAGCAUGUUGAUCACUUUAUUAUGAAUUUACCUGCUUCUGCUCUACAAUUUCUUGAUGCAUUUAGAGGCCUUAUCCAGAGGAGAUAUUGGAAGGGUCCUUUACCUUGGAUUCACUGCUAUUGCUUCAUGCGAUCCAGUGAGACAAAAGAACUGAUAAUUUCAGAGGCAGAGUGUACCUUGAAUGCUAGUAUACGCGAUCCAAUAUUUCAUAGGGUUAGAGAUGUUGCUCCAAACAAGGCAAUGUUUUGUUUAAGCUUUAGGUUGCCGGAGGAGGCGUGCUUCGAUGAAGACAUGACCAAUGGUAUCCUCUCUGCUGAUGGGGAGUCAUAAGCAGUGGUUGGCCAUGUGACCAUAUUCUAUUUUUGUGCUUGAAGUUGAUAGUUUAGUUCAGUGUUUCAGAGCGUACCUCAUUCCUCUCUAUCACAUUUAUCUAUUUUUGUCGAUGGUAAAUUUCUGUUUAUUCACUUAGUGUUUUUUUUAAAGCCUUCUAAUGUAUGUUUAGUCUGCGUGGGUGUUAAUUAUU